UUAGAGUUGUCAGCUUAGUCUUCACCGAAAUGGAUGAUUAGCCUAGCAAAUUAGAAGAACUUUUUUAGUACUUAUCGAGAUUUGAGUACAAUAUAUAUAGAUAUGUCAGAGAAAAUGCAAACUAAACGCAGGACGGCUUGGGAAGUAACAGUUGAUUUUACGAGACGAACAACGUGUCAUGGACUUGAUCAAGUGACAGAAGACGGAAGACCUAUUGUAUUGAGAGUCGCAUGGUUCAUAGCCAUCCUGGGACUUUUUGGUGGAUUAUGCUGGCAGUUGACAGUUCGAGUUCAAGAAUAUAUGUCGUGGGCAACAGAUACUGAAUUACACGAAGAAUUUGAUUCAUUUGUUGAGUUCCCAGCGGUUUCCAUCUGCAAUUAUAACAGGUUUUUCAACAUAACCAGUCACGAAGAACUGGCUGCCGUGGAUGGGCUUAUCCGGAUUUCAUCUCCGGUUAGAAGAGUACACAACGAUGCUGCGUGGGAGAAGAAAAUACGAGAUUAUUACAAAAAUGAUUCUCAUAUCCCAUUUUUAAGUAAAGAAGUUGAUGAUAAAGGGUGGCCAUUGAACGAAAAAACUAUUUCCAAAUGUCUGUUUACUCAGAAAACCUGCAGUCAUAAAGACUUCAAGCCGUUUGUAACUCAAAUGGGACGAUGUUUUACAUUCACGUCGAAAGAAAAACUCGUGCAAAGUGUUCCAGGAAGUGGACACGGAUUACUAUUAUCAUUAAAUAUCAUGCAGGAUUACUAUUCUGAGCAUCCUGAAUAUGGAAGACCUGAAGCCGGUAUAAAAGUACAUAUUCAUGAACACAACGAGCCACCAAUGGUUGAAGAAUUCGGAGUUGCAGUACCUGCUGGACAUAUGGGACAUCUGGUUAUAAAAAAGGAGGAGCGAAAGUUGAUGCACAAACCGUGGGGAAUUUGCAACCCAAGUCCAAAGAAGAUGACUUACACUGACGAUUAUACUUUCAGUGAAUGCAUGACAGAAUGCAGAGUGCAGCAUAUUGUCGAGAAAUGUGGUUGCAAACCAUACUGGUCACCUACUGCAGAAAAGGCACAAGAGUGCGAUGUUUGGCAAAUAUUGGAAUGCGGCGGAGCAGCAGAAGCCGAUUCUCUGGCGUUAACUCCAAUAAACUGCAGCUGUGACCAAUCCUGCCAUUCUAUAAUAUACAACCAUAAACUGUCAUACGCAACUUUUCCUGGUAUUGAAGUUGGUGAAAUACUUGCGGAAUCUGAGCAUGACGAGGAAAUGCAGAAGAAAAUAGAUGAAGGUGAUAUUGAUUCACAAAUUAAGGUAAUGGGGACCGAAUUAAAUCUAACACUACUGGAUCCGUACAGGUUAAAACUGGGUAGUUUCAGAGAAAAUCAUUUGAUGUUGGAUGUAUACUUUGAGUCCCUGUCUUUCACAAAAAUAAUUCAGUCAAAAAAAGUCGGAGAGAUGAGCUUGGCAAGUGACUUCGGCGGAUUACUUGGAUUAUGGCUUGGGAUUAGCGUCGUAACAGUGCUAGAAUUUUUUCAGUUUAUUAUUCAGUUGUGCGCAAAUUAUUACCGCCCAGAUACCACCAACAAACGAGGGAGAAUGGGUGGAAAUGGAUCAACCAAGUCAAUGAAAACCAAGCAAAAGGUAAACCCAACUGUUAUAACAGUAAACGAACUAGACGAAGAACCGUCAGAAGAAGGCAAUGGCUUCACAUUUUUGAAUUUGGAAUCGGGAUUCACAUACGACAAUUUUUGCGAAGUUUAAUAUUUUUAUUAUUUACAAUCUUU
Messenger RNA from Styela clava, 1766 nucleotides. Its product is annotated as bile acid-sensitive ion channel-like. Gene Ontology annotation, biological process: sodium ion transmembrane transport. Gene Ontology annotation, molecular function: ligand-gated sodium channel activity. The record is from RefSeq and is a predicted model, not a curated record. Gene Ontology annotation, cellular component: plasma membrane. NCBI's taxonomy places the organism in Eukaryota, Metazoa, Chordata, Ascidiacea, Stolidobranchia, Styelidae.